Messenger RNA from Kogia breviceps (pygmy sperm whale), 2483 nucleotides. The record is from RefSeq and is a predicted model, not a curated record. NCBI's taxonomy places the organism in Eukaryota, Metazoa, Chordata, Mammalia, Artiodactyla, Physeteridae.
GCGCAGUCGUGUACCAUGUCUCUGGCGUGGGCGUCAGCUGGUGUGACAGAGCCGAGGUGUAUGCGAUUGUUCAGCUGUGACAGGCCAGCUGUCCUCCAGAAAAAGCAUCCCAAGGAGAAAGAAUCAUCAUCACAGAUCUUGAAAUCAAGAUCUGGCUUCUCUGGAUUGUGUGUCUUCGGUAAAGGAGACCCCAAGAGGACCGAUCAGUUCUUGAAUUCUAAAACCAUGGCCCACGAACAAAGAAAAGGCAAGGCUAGCAGAUGGUACCAGGGUUUGGUGACGUUCUCCGAUGUAGCCAUAGACUUCUCUCAGGAGGAGUGGGCAUGUCUGGACUCGACGCAGAGAGACCUGUACUGGGACGUGAUGCUGGAGAACUACAGUAACUUGGUCUCGCUGGAUUUGGAAUCACCGUAUGAGACCAAGAGUUUACCUACACAGAAGGGCACUUAUGAGAUCAAUUUUUCCAAACAGAACUCAAAUAGAAAAAGUAAAUCCCUUGGCCUUGACUGGAUGUGUGAAGGUGAGUUUGAAAGACCACAGGCCCCACAAGAGGGAUAUCUCAAUCAAAUCAACUGUGGGAAAACGCCCACUUGCAGAGAAAAUACCUCUGUCCGACCACAUCAGAGACUUCAUAACAGGGAAAAUUCCUAUGAAUGUAAGGAAUGUGGGAAGGCCUUUAGCCGAGGCUAUCAACUUACUCAACAUCAGAAAAUUCACACCGGUGAGAAACCCUAUGAAUGUAAAGAAUGUAAAAAGGCCUUCCGUUGGGGUAAUCAGCUUACUCAACAUCAGAAAAUUCACACUGGUGAGAAACCUUACGAAUGUAAGGACUGCGGGAAGGCGUUUCGGUGGGGUUCAAGCCUCGUUAUUCAUAAGAGAAUUCAUACGGGUGAGAAGCCCUAUGAAUGUAAAGACUGUGGGAAGGCCUUCCGACGCUGUGAUGAGCUCACUCAGCAUCAGAGGUUUCACACUGGUGAGAAAGACUAUGAAUGCAAAGACUGUGGAAAGACCUUCAGCCGAGUGUAUAAACUAAUUCAGCAUAAGAGAAUCCACAGUGGUGAGAAACCCUACGAAUGUAAAGACUGUGGGAAGGCCUUUAUUUGCGGUUCCAGCCUCGUUCAACACAAGAGAAUUCACACCGGUGAGAAGCCCUAUGAGUGCCAAGAAUGUGGAAAGGCCUUUACUCGUGUCAAUUAUCUCACUCAGCAUCAGAAAAUUCACACUGGAGAGAAACCUCAUGAGUGUAAGGAAUGUGGGAAAGCCUUCCGUUGGGGUUCGAGUCUUGUGAAACACGAGAGAAUUCACACGGGUGAGAAGCCAUAUAAAUGUACAGAAUGUGGGAAGGCCUUUAACUGCGGCUAUCACCUUACUCAGCAUGAGAGAAUCCACACUGGUGAAACGCCUUACAAAUGUAAGGAAUGUGGAAAGGCCUUUAUUUAUGGGUCAAGCCUUGUCAAACACGAGCGAAUUCAUACAGGGGAGAAACCCUAUGAGUGUAAAGAAUGUGGGAAGGCCUUCAGUCACGGCCAUCAACUUACACAGCAUCAGAAAAUUCAUACUGGUGAGAAACCCUCUGAGUGUAAGGAAUGUGGAAAGGCAUGUAAACGUGGAAACCAUCCUCCAGAACAUCAGAGAAUUCAUGCUGUUGAGAAACCUUUGGGGUACAAAGAGCGUACAGAGGCCUCUAUUCAACAUUCAUUUCUUCCACAACAAGAGGAAAAUCCGUGAUAAGACUUAACGCAGGAAAGCCUUCACUGGUCCCUCUUCUGCUUAUAGAAUAUCAGAAGUCAUAUGAGAAGUGAAUUUGGAGAAUUGGAGAAAUCACUUUUUCUUAUUGAUCACAACAUACUCAGUUGUAGACUAUUUUCUACUGGAUAGGUUUCCUGAACGCGUAGAAACCUUCCAAUACCAUUUCAUCUCUGUCGUAUUUCAGAUUUGUUCUAAGGUAAAACUCUGCUAAUGGAGCCUAUGUGGGAGAGCUUUUCUCAUGAUACAUACCCCACCUGUUUCCAUCACCAUCCCACCUCUUUACUCCCUGUGAGGCACUGAGAAAAUGAGCUAUUACUCCCUGUGCGUCAUCUGUGAAAUGGGGAUAAUCACAUCUACCUAAUACUGCUGUUGUGGUUAUUAAAUGAGUUUGGUACAUGUAAGCUCCUUGAACGUGUAUCUGAAAUGUUGUGUAAGCUCAAUAAAUAUUAGCUGUUGUUGUUCUCAUUACCAUUAACAUUGCUAUUAGUGAAUUUUUACAAGAAGACCCCCUGCGGGUCCAGUGAACUGAAAAAAGACUGUCAAACUUCUAGAAGAAAAUAUGGGGAAUUCCCUGGUGGUCCAAUGGUUAAGACUCCGUGCUUCCACUGCAGGGGGGCACAGGUUCGAUCGCUGGUUGGGGAACUGAGAUCCCACAAGCCGUGCGGCAUAGCCACAAAAAAAAAAAAUAGAAAAUUUAGGAGAUUAUUGUCACAGCAUUGGGGUAGGCAGCAUUU